Messenger RNA from Gadus macrocephalus (Pacific cod), 2654 nucleotides. RefSeq names its product ATG13 autophagy related 13 homolog (S. cerevisiae) (gene atg13). Bases 221 to 1657 code for a protein of 478 amino acids. The record is from RefSeq and is a predicted model, not a curated record. NCBI's taxonomy places the organism in Eukaryota, Metazoa, Chordata, Actinopteri, Gadiformes, Gadidae. Gene Ontology annotation, biological process: mitophagy; autophagosome assembly; piecemeal microautophagy of the nucleus. The transcript is spliced from 16 exons. Gene Ontology annotation, cellular component: Atg1/ULK1 kinase complex; phagophore assembly site; cytosol.
GAAUAAGAUCGCGUCUGCCCUGACGUGAUCACAACACGUAGACAAAAACAAACGGGCUCUGUGCACAGGUCGGGCUCUGAGGUGCUGUUAAACGUUACAUAGAUUGUUCAUAUAGUUGUUACAUGAGGUCGUGUUCGUGAAACAGUGAGUCGGUCUCUUCCGGGACGCUUGGAGAAUCACUGGGGGAGACGGAUAGAUGGGAUGAACAUUUUUUGUCAUAAUGGACAGUGACUUGAGCUCCCAGGAUCAAAGGGACUUGGACAAGUUCAUCAAGUUCUUUGCUUUAAAGACGGUACAAGUGAUCAUCCAGGCGCGCCUCGGAGAGAAGAUCUGCACACACUCGUCCUCCUCGCCGACGGGGUCAGACUGGUUCAACUUGGCCAUCAAAGACAUCCUCGAUGUUUCUCACGAAGCGAAAAAGGCUUUGUCUGGUCAACUUCCCGGCAUUGGGCGUUCCAUGUGUGUGGAGAUCUCCCUGAAGACAUCAGAGGGGGAAUCUAUGGAGUUGGAGACAUGGUGCCUUGAGAUGAAUGAGAAGUGCGAUAAGGACAUCAAAGUUUCCUACACGGUGUACAACCGCCUCUCUCUUCUUCUGAAGUCUCUGCUGGCCAUCACCAGAGUCACACCAGCUUAUAAGCUCUCCAGAAAACAAGGCCAUGACUAUGUGAUAUUAUACAGGAUCUACUUCGGGGAGGUGCAGUUGAGUGGGCUGGGAGAAGGUUUCCAGACGAUACGUGUGGGCGUGGUGGGCACCCCGGUGGGAACCAUCACCCUGUCCUGUGCCUACCGCACCAACCUGGCCUUCAUGUCUGAGAGGCAGUUUGAGCAGUCGGCCCCCAUCAUGGGCAUCAUCGUGGACCACUUCCUCGACCAGCCGUACGGGAACCAGCAGCCCACCAUGGGACACCCCUGCAACUACAGAGCCCCCAGUCUGGAGGACGGCCCCACCACUGGGAUCGAUGACUCCCAGGAGAUCUGCACCACCUCCUUCUCCACCUCCCCCCCCUCUCAGAUGACUGCUGGAAAAGACAUCGGCGUCACACUGGUUCACAACCAGUCUACUUACGGCACUGAGAACCCCUCUGCAGGCGAGCAAGCGCCCUGCGCCCCCUGUGGCAGGGGCCCACCCCUGGGCGCGGGGAGGGGGGGCCAGGAGGGCCCCGGGGAUCGGCGGAGGAGCCCGUCUUCUUCGGACCCCCUCAAAUCACUGACCACCUUCACCAGGAAGGUCGGGGCGUUUGUCAACAAACCCAACUCCCAGGUCACAAAGACUUUGGACCUUCCCUUUGCCGCUUUUGCAACCCCAAGCUUGGACAAAGACGAUGGUGACCAAAUGAUCCACCCUCCGGACUCGCCCCUGUGUCCCUCCCCCCUGCAGGGCUCCCUGCACUCCGAGAGCUCUGACGAGUCCACCCCACAGCCGACAGACGACUUCGUCAUGGUGGACAUUAAACCGGCCUUCUCCAAAGACGACCUGCUGCCCAUGGACCUCGGCACCUUCUACAGAGAGUUCCAGAACCCUCCUCAGCUGGCCAGUCUGUCGCUGCACAUCAGCACCCAGUCCAUGGCCGACGACCUGGACUCCCUUCCCGAAAAGCUGGCAGUGUAUGAGAAAAACAUCGACGAAUUCGACGCUUUCGUUGACAUGCUCCAGUAGCAACCGACAUUGGACGACGAAAACACGACUUUACACACGAAAUGCGAACUAACGCUUUUCUUGCGUUAAAUGUACAAAAUCGAAAACCCAUGCACUAAUCUCACCUACUGACACUUUCUCCUUAAACGCUUUGUCCUCUCCGACACCACAUAGCCCCCAAAUGUAAAUACCUAAGACUUUUGUCGGUUGCUAUGCAAAUCCGUGCUUAGCAACCGACAUGCAUGCACCAAUGAUUCACUGGCAAAACCGACGGUAGUUCAUCAGCGAUGUUCGUUAGCAUAUCCUGCAUGCAACAGGUUUGUAGAUAACGCUGCUAAUUAGUUUGUAAAUGUUGUCCUCUCAAUAAAUCAACUUUUGUCAAGACACUCGCAGAUGUUAUAUCGCAAGAGUUAUUGUGUCAUGUACUUUUAUUUUGUGAUGGACUUAAGGCUCCGUUAUGGUUCCACGUCGACACAACACAAGGGGGGUUUAUGGAUCCAUUACUUACGUCCUUGCGGACCUUCCUUGUGUCCACAGCAAGGGCCGGACGUGCGCCUCCCAAAAAUUUUAACCUUGCGUCGAAGCGAAGCAGCAGCAAGGGCUGUGAUUGGUCCACUCACCAAAACCCGACGCAGAACCGAAACAGGUUCAGGACUGUGGAAGUGUGUGUGUGGUCCCAGCGUUGCGUCGCCGGGGAACCAUAACUGAGCCUUUACGUCGACGUGUUAAAUACAAUCAAAUAGAAAUACUAUUUAUCGUAACAUCGGAUUCAUCGAGGCAACCACGCCCUUUCUGUAUCUAUUACUAAUCGAUCCCUACAACUGUAUGAAAUAUAAAGCACAUUUUUACUAGGAUGUAUUUAUUGGAUUACACAAGGGAGUGGGAACAUGUUUCAUCUCAACAUCACAGGAUUGCAUUGUUCCGAUAAACUUAACGUGCAAAAGAAAAAGCUUUUUUUGUCAAUAAACAAUUCCACUUAUGCUGAUAUUGUUUUAAUAAACUGCAGUUUAUGAAAUCA